This is a messenger RNA of Synchiropus splendidus (mandarinfish), 3164 nucleotides long. RefSeq names its product iron-responsive element binding protein 2 (gene ireb2). NCBI's taxonomy places the organism in Eukaryota, Metazoa, Chordata, Actinopteri, Syngnathiformes, Callionymidae. Gene Ontology annotation, molecular function: aconitate hydratase activity; iron-responsive element binding; 4 iron, 4 sulfur cluster binding. Gene Ontology annotation, cellular component: mitochondrion; cytosol. The record is from RefSeq and is a predicted model, not a curated record. Gene Ontology annotation, biological process: tricarboxylic acid cycle; citrate metabolic process. The transcript is spliced from 22 exons. The coding region runs from base 29 to 2914 and encodes 961 amino acids.
ACGAGUCGUGUUGAUUCCAGGAGUCAUCAUGGCGCUGACUGGCUCAGUCGAAGAUCACUUAUAUAGUCAGCUCAUCGAUACGUUAGCAGAUGUUAAGUUCUUUAAUCCACUGAAAUUAAAUGACCCAAGAUAUGCCAAGCUUCCACUGUCCAUCCGCAUCCUUUUGGAAGCUGCAAUUCGUAACUGCGAUGGAUUUUACACAAAAACGUCAGAUAUCCAGAACAUAUUGGACUGGCAGCACCAGCAGUCCAAAGCUGAGGUGCCCUUCACACCUGCGCGAGUAUUGUUGCAGGACUUCACUGGUAUCCCUGCCAUGGUGGAUCUGGCCGCAAUGAGGGACGCCCUUGUGUCACUUGGUGUUGAUCCUGACCGUGUCAAUCCGAAAUGCCCCACAGACCUCAUCGUAGACCACUCACUACAGAUUGACUACAGCAAAUGUGCCACGCAGAACUCCCCGAACCCUGGUGGUGGUUCUGGAAGUUCCCGCCCUGCUGCGUCCCAUCCCGCAGUCAGUGGAGGUUCCCAGUGUCGAGGCCAACGUGGUUGUAGUAAAUCUGCGUGCAGUGAUGCUCCCUCCUCCCCGAGUCACCCUGUUCAGCAGAUCGAGAACACGCCUUUGCUAUGCCCCUUCCACCUCAAACCCGUUUCUGAGACUGACAUGACUGUGAAGUAUCAGGAAAUGGAACUGCUCCGAAAUAAAGAAAGGCUUCAAUUCUUUAAGUGGUGCUCCAAAGCUUUCAAGAAUGUAAACAUCAUCCCCCCUGAUGUUGGCACAGUCCACCAAGUAAAUCUGGAGUAUCUUUCCCGAGUGAUUCAGGUCAGAGAUGGCUUCAUCUACCCUGACAGUGUGGUUGGAACAGACUCACACACCACCAUGGUGAAUGGACUUGGCAUUUUAGGAUGGGGUGUUGGGGGAAUUGAGGCAGAAGCUGUGAUGCUAGGCCAGCCAGUGUCUCUUACGCUCCCACAGGUGGUGGGUUGUAAACUGGUGGGUUCCGUUAACCCUCUUGCCACUUCUAUAGACAUUGUUCUUGGCAUUACCAAGCACUUGAGGCAAGCUCCAAUUAAUGGAAGGUUUGUUGAGUUUUUUGGACCUGCAGUGUCACAGCUGUCUGCUCCAGACAGAACAACCAUUGCCAACAUGUGCCCCGAGUACAACGCCACCAUUAGCUUCUUCCCUGUUGACCAAGUUACACUUGAGCACUUUAAAAGGACAAACUUUUCACAGGAAAGACUUACAUUUCUAGCGUCUUAUUUGAAGGCUGUUAAACUUUUCAGACUUUAUGAAGACCCUACAGAAGACCCCGAGUAUUCUGAGGUUAUUGAAAUCAACCUCAGUACAAUGGUGCCAUGUGUUAGUGGACCCAGGAGGCCUCAGGACAGAGUAGCAGUCUGUAACAUGAAAGAAGACUUCCAGAGUUGUCUCAAUGAGAAGGUGGGUUUUAAAGGAUUCAACAUAUCUAAGGAAAAGCAGCAGACCCGCAUUCCUUUCCAGCACUGCGGAGAGAAGUACCAGCUUGGUCAUGGUUCUGUCGUCAUUGCUGCCGUGAUCAGCUGUACAAACAAUUGCAACCCAUCCGUCAUGCUGACUGCAGGACUGCUUGCGAAAAAGGCAGUGGAGGCGGGACUUCUUGUGAAGCCUUACAUCCAGACCAGUCUAGCUCCUGGGAGUGGCAUGGUCACUCACUACCUCAAUACCAGUGGAGUCCUGCCUUAUUUCAACCAGUUGGGCUUUGAGGUCAUAGGUUAUGGUUGUGCGACCUGUGUAGGAAAUACAGCACCACUGCCUGGGACGGUUGUUGACGCAAUCAAACAGGGUGACCUGGUGGCAUGUGGGGUUCUAUCAGGCAACCGUCACUUCGAAGGCCGCCUCUGUGAUUGCGUACGUGCCAACUAUCUGGCUUCACCCCCCUUAGUGGUGGCCUAUGCCAUUGCAGGCACUGUGGGAAUCGACUUUGAGAAAGAGCCGUUAGGAGUGACCACAGAGGGAAAGGAUGUGUACCUCAGAGACAUCUGGCCAUCCAGGGAGGAGGUCCAGCAGAUGGAAGAGCAAACAGUCAUAGCCUCCAUAUUUCAGAAUCUUCGAGUGAGGAUGGAGAAGGGAAACCCUUUUUGGAACAACAUUGAGUGUCCAGAUUCUGUAGUGUUCCCCUGGGAUCCUAAAUCCACCUACAUCCGGUCCCCAUCUUUUUUCAGUAAACUGAGUAAAGAAGUUCAGCCUCCUCCAUCCAUAGAGAACGCUCAUGUCCUCCUGUUCCUAGGGGACAAUGUCACCACUGAUCACAUAUCCCCAGCAGGUAGCAUCGCCAGAAUCAGUGCAGCAGCCAAGUACCUGCUCAGCAAACGGCUGACACCACGGGAGUUUAAUUCUUAUGGUGCGCGAAGAGGAAAUGAUGCCGUGAUGACCAGAGGAACCUUCGCCAGCAUUAAACUACGAAAUCGAUUUGUCAGCAAACCGGGCCCCAAGACUGUCCAUUUCCCCUCAGACCAGACGUUGGAUGUCUUCGAGGCAGCUGAGCGCUACCAGAGAGACAACAUUAGUCUCAUCAUACUGGCUGGAAAAGACUAUGGCUCAGGGAGCUCAAGAGACUGGGUUGCCAAGGGUCCAUAUCUCCUGGGAGUGCGAGCAGUCAUUGCUGAGAGCUUUGAGAAGCUGCACAAGAGCCAGCUCGUAGGUAUGGGCAUCAUGCCGCUCCAGUUCCUGCCUGGUGAGAAUCCUGACUCCCUGGAGAUCAGCGGGAUGGAAAGGUUCACCAUCGUCUUGCCAGAGAAUCUGAGUCCAAGACAGCAGCUCACUGUCAAGACCAGUGAAGGAAAGUCUUUCUUUGUCACAGCAGAGUUUGAGAGUGACAAAGAGGUUAUCUUCUACCAACACGGAGGCCUCCUCCGAUACGUUGCCCGGAACCUGCUCUGAAAUCUUAUGGUGCCAAACAUCCAGAGCAAAGGUUUAAGGCCUUCAAAUGCCGGCAAUUGCAUUUUUGCCCAGGACCUACAUGUUAUGGGCCAGUUCUUGGACUCAGUUGGUGCUUAGGUACUGAAGCAUGCGUUCACAGCUUCCACCUUCUGGUGGUUUAUCUUCACACUUUGGUGUUCUUGAUGUCACUUUUGUUAUGGUUGUAUAAAGUUAUAAAUAAACUAUAGUUGUGUACUAUUUCUUUAAUAAA